Puccinia triticina is the source of this 507-nucleotide messenger RNA. RefSeq lists its product as uncharacterized. The coding region runs from base 1 to 507 and encodes 168 amino acids. The record is from RefSeq and is a predicted model, not a curated record. NCBI's taxonomy places the organism in Eukaryota, Fungi, Basidiomycota, Pucciniomycetes, Pucciniales, Pucciniaceae. The transcript has 3 exons.
AUGGCACAGCGACGAAGCCAUUCUCAAGCAAAUCAAUUGAACAAUCGAAUGAACCAUCAAUACAAAAAUAUGCGCCCCAACCAACGAGCAUCGUUCCGACAGCAGGAAAGCUUCAGGCAACUGAAUGAGUUGCUUUUACAGCCUCGGACCCCUCGAAGUGAUGCCUACAGCCACCCAUUAGAAGCCAACAGUCCUUAUGGACCUCCGUUUCCUGGAUCAUCAACACCGAGAAAUCUUCCUACCCAGCCAAAUCUUCAAAACGAUUGGCUUUUUAUGCAUCCAACCCACCCUGUUUAUCCUUCAAUUGAUUUUUUAUUCUCUGAAAGCCAAGCAAACCCCUUAGGCCCUGAAUCUCAGUCCUCUCCUCCUUCUCGCGCCAUUUCCUCGUCAAAUUAUCUUUAUGAUAAUUUUUGCCACAGUUUUUCACCAUCGCAAGUGACCGAGCUCGUGAAGCCACUAGUAUUCACCAACGCCAACCUGACCAACCUAACUCAAACCCCUUGCUAG